This is a messenger RNA of Photinus pyralis (common eastern firefly), 1824 nucleotides long. RefSeq names its product acetyl-CoA acetyltransferase, mitochondrial (gene Acat1). The record is from RefSeq and is a predicted model, not a curated record. NCBI's taxonomy places the organism in Eukaryota, Metazoa, Arthropoda, Insecta, Coleoptera, Lampyridae. The transcript has 4 exons. Gene Ontology annotation, biological process: fatty acid beta-oxidation. Bases 162 to 1670 code for a protein of 502 amino acids. Gene Ontology annotation, molecular function: acetyl-CoA C-acetyltransferase activity.
AUGUGUUUUAAUUCCAACCCCCAGGCGCAGGCAUUAAUUUUAAAUAAUUAAACAAGAUAAGGAAUUUGGGCAAAGUUCACAAUAAAAUUAUGUAAAUAUUUUAAAAUAUCUUUAACCAACCCACUUUUGUAACUACUGUUGCUAGGUGCGCAUUAAGUAAAAUGUAUUCCAAGCAUAUUACUAAGAUAUUCGCACAUAAUAAACGUGCAUAUAGCUCAAAAUCGCACCUACACGAUGUGGUUAUCAUAUCAGCAACUCGCACCCCAAUCGGAUCAUUCUUGGGAUCACUAUCUUCAUUGUCUGCCCCUCAGUUAGGAGCUGUCGCUGUAAAAAGUGCGGUUGAGCAAGCAGGUAUACCAAAAGAAGAAAUUCAAGAAGUCUAUUUCGGCAAUGUAUGUCAAGGAGGCGUUGGACAGGCACCUGCACGACAAGCAACUAUCUUUGCGGGACUACCAAAGUCCACCAUUUGUACAACAGUCAAUAAAGUUUGUGCUUCUGGUAUGAAAUCUGUAAUGCUCGCUGCUCAAAGCUUGCAGGCUGGACAUCAAGAAUGCAUUCUAGCAGGAGGAAUGGAAUCCAUGUCAAAUGUGCCUUAUUAUAUGAAACGUGGCCAAACGCCAUAUGGUGGGUGUACUUUGAUAGAUGGCAUUGUUUCUGAUGGCCUAACAGAUGUUUACAACAAAUUUCAUAUGGGAAAUUGUGCAGAGAACACUGCAAAGAAAUUGGGCAUUACACGUAAACAGCAAGACGAAUAUGCAAUUUCGAGUUACAAACGAAGUGAGGCAGCACAUGCCGCCAAUGUCUUUGCCAGUGAAGUAGUGCCAGUACCUGUUCCACAACGGAGAGGCCAACCAGACAAGAUUUUUGCGCAAGACGAAGAAUACACUAGAGUCGAUUUUAACAAAUUUGAUAAAUUGAAUACCGUAUUUCAGAAGGAAAACGGCACUGUAACUGCUGGUAAUGCCUCCACACUGAAUGAUGGCGCCUCAGCCUUAAUUAUUACAACUGCUGCAGCUGCCAAAAGAUUAAAUGCCAAACCAUUGGCUAGAAUUGUUGAUUUUAGAGAUGCCGAAAUAGAUCCUAUUGAUUUUCCUAUAGCACCAGUAGGCGCAAUUAAGGAUUUACUUCAAAGAACAGGUGUUAAAAAGGAUGAUGUUGCAAUGUGGGAGAUAAAUGAGGCUUUCAGUGUCGUUGCAGUCGCCUGUCAGCAACUGCUCGAUAUCGAUCCCUCUAAAGUGAACAUGCACGGAGGAGCUGUUAGUUUGGGACAUCCUAUUGGAAUGUCUGGUGCAAGAAUUGUAACACAUUUGGUACAUGCCCUUAAACCGGGUCAGAAAGGUGUUGCUGCAAUUUGUAACGGAGGUGGUGGAGCUUCGUCUAUUAUGAUUGAGAAGCUAAAAGAGGACACCAAAAAUAAACUACCUGUAGUGACACUUUAUACAAAAGACCCAUGCUCCUUAUGUGAUGAGGUGAAACUAAAAUUACUACCGUAUUUACAUCGUUGCCAAUUGCAAAUGGUUGAUAUAACGAAAAAAGAAAACAUAAGAUGGUUGCAUUUGUACAGGUAUGAGAUACCUGUAUUAUUUGUAAAUGGCAAAUAUUUAUGCAAACAUUCAUUGAACGAGAUAUUAUUAGAGAGAAGACUCUGUGAAAUCGAGGAGCAAAGCUAAAUAUAUUAAAGAGCAUGGGCAUUCGGUUUCAUUUCCACUAUAUUAUAUUUUAGGCCUUAUAUAAUAGGUAUACCGUAUACCUACAUGUUAUUGUUAUACCUAUAAUUCCUUUGUUUAUUAAUAGUUUUAUAUAAAUAUACGAAAUACAAAUUAA